This is a messenger RNA of Megalops cyprinoides (Indo-Pacific tarpon), 1152 nucleotides long. Its product is annotated as achaete-scute homolog 1a. Bases 178 to 774 code for a protein of 198 amino acids. Gene Ontology annotation, cellular component: RNA polymerase II transcription regulator complex. Gene Ontology annotation, molecular function: RNA polymerase II transcription regulatory region sequence-specific DNA binding; protein dimerization activity; DNA-binding transcription factor activity, RNA polymerase II-specific. Gene Ontology annotation, biological process: positive regulation of transcription by RNA polymerase II; neuron differentiation; sensory organ development. The record is from RefSeq and is a predicted model, not a curated record. The transcript is spliced from 2 exons. Lineage: Eukaryota; Metazoa; Chordata; Actinopteri; Elopiformes; Megalopidae.
GGAGCGUGCGAGGAGAAAGCCCACGAGAUUGCUUAUUUAAAAAAAAAAAAACGAAUAAAGUGUGCACAUUAAGCCACACGCGAACGCCACGAGCUGGGCGCACUCCCUUCAAGCAAGCCAGAGGACUUUGAGUUUCUUUUUUUUUCCGCUUCUAUUUGCUCCCAACGCCCACUGCCGAUGGACAUCACUGCCAAGAUGGAAAUAAGCGUCAGCCAGCAACAGUUUGUGCCGCCUGCCUGCUUCUUCGCUGCUGCGGCACAGAACAUACAGCUCAGCCCGGCAGAUAGCCAGUGCAGCGGUAAGUCCGCAUCCAAGCAGGUGAAGAGACAGCGUUCCUCCUCACCCGAGCUGCUGAGAUGCAAGAGGAGGCUCAAUUUCGCAGGGUUCGGGUAUAGCCUGCCCCAGCAGCAGCCGCACGCGGUGGCCAGGCGGAACGAGAGGGAGCGGAACCGGGUGAAGCUGGUCAACAACGGUUUUGCCACGCUUCGGGAACACGUUCCCAACGGCGCAGCUAACAAGAAAAUGAGCAAAGUGGAGACCUUGCGCUCAGCAGUGGAGUACAUCCGGGCUCUACAACAACUCCUGGACGAACACGACGCCGUGAGUGCCGCCUUUCAGUCCGGGGUCCUGUCGCCAACGAUGCCCCAGAGCUACUCAAAUGACAUGAACUCCAUGGCCGGCUCCCCCGUGUCAUCUUAUUCUUCAGACGAAGGAUCUUACGAUCCACUGAGUCCUGAGGAGCAAGAGCUGUUGGACUUUACCAACUGGUUCUGAGCUUCUGCAAAAGGUAUAUGAAUUAUGUUUUGAAACGAGGAAUACUCUCAGAGCGCGCGAAGAUACCAUACAGCACAGGGGAGGUCGUGCGCCCUCCAGUAAUUAAAUAAAUAAACCGAAGCACUGCGUUUGCGCACCGUUCCGGUAACGGGACAGGGUGCGCUGGAACUCACGGCGCUUACACCGGCUCACAUCGCCACAGAGCCAAGUGCCUCGGGACCAGGGAGAGGACAAUUCUCGUGCCAAACGUACACCACUGACAGCGUGGGAAUCCAGCCUCCUCGCGCGAUGGUCCACGAAAACAAUUAUUAAAAAGUGACCUUUAACAACACGAUAGCACACAAAACACUUUGUAAAGGCUGUUUUCAAACUAUGCUA